AUAUUUUAAAAAUUUAUAAAUUAAUAUUCUUUUAUGUAUAUUUGCGCCAAUGUGCAAAUAAUCAAGUGUCAAAGUAGUGUUUAUUUGGAUCACGGAUAUUUGACGUACUAAAGUGGAAAGACAUAUAAACUGAAUAUGAACGAUAGCAAUGAAUCGGGCACUGGCAAUGGGAACGCUGGCGUUCCCACAAUGGUAGUACCCGAAAUUACUGGCAUAAGCACCACACCCAUGCCAGCCGCAACUGGUAAUAGUCUUAAAAUUUCAGUUGUUGAUAACCAACCAAAACGACGUGUGAGCAUAGCCUCUGAUCCUGCCACUGAUGGCAGACAUGGCUAUGACAACCCAGCUUUCGAACAAAAUCCACGGAGAAAAAUAUCACAGACUUCUGUGCAUUCCCACUCGGAUAUCGGACCAACUAGAAAAAAAAGUAUUUUGGUAAAUAAUAAUACCGCAUACGAAAAUGAAUCUGAUCACGGCUCAACACAUAGUUAUGAUAACAAUAGGCCAUACAGAAUAUCGGCACUAGACAGUUUAAAUGCAAAAAUCAACCAGCACAAUUUACAGCAGCAAUCCUCGAAUGGUACCAAUAACUUGGAAGAGUCAUGGCUUUACACUUUCUGUUUGAAAUGUAGAGGCGAAGAGCACACACAGGCAUGGGAACCACCACACUGGCAAAAGGUGUGCCCGUAUCCAUUGUGUCCAUCAUUUAGACAGUUUGCUAGAAUUAUGGUUCUAAUAUUAAUCGGUGUCUUAAUUUGGGUAACAGCUUUUGUGAUCAUUGGAGAGUCAGCUGCGCCUGGCGGGCAACUUUUUGGUUUAGUGGUGCUUACUGUUGCAGCUAAUUUCGGUGGAUAUUUGAUAUCACUGACAACAUUACCUCGCCUUAUUGGUAUGCUAAUGGUUGGCAUACUAUUUCAAAAUGUUGGCUGGGUAAAUUUAGAUGGUGACUUCGGACGCGUAACAGCGCACUUGCGUAAAUUUGCGUUAACAAUUAUACUUGUUCGAGCUGGCCUCGAAAUGGAGCCGAAGGCAUUUAAAAAGGUCUACAAGACCAUACUAAAAUUGGGUAUCGUUCCCUGGGCAGUGGAAUGUUGCGUUGUUGCAGUAAUGACACAUUUCUUGUUGGAUUUGCCGUGGGUUUGGGCCUUUUUGAUGGGUUCUAUUAUCGCUGCUGUCUCGCCGGCUGUUGUUGUACCGUGUUUAUUUCGUUUGCGUACGAAAGGUUACGGUGUGGCUAAAGGCAUACCUACUCUGAUUAUUGCUGUUGCUGGUAUCGAUGAUGCAUUAUCAGUAGCCAUAUUUGGUAUCAUAAGCAGUGUGAUGUUUUCUGACCGUGGUAUUGGUUAUCAAAUUUCCCAAGCACCUGUAUGUAUUUUGGGUGGUUUAGGGUUUGGUGUUAUUUGGGGCUACAUGUCACGUUUUUUCCCCGAGAAAGGCGAUCCCUACGUAGUACCACUACGUACAAUUUUACUGUUUACUGGCGGACUGAUGGCAAUUUAUGGUAGCGAGGAAAUCGGUUAUGAAGGUGCUGGCCCAUUGGCUGUUGUAUUCUCAGCAUUUGUUUCAAAUUUGUUUUGGUGUAAACAAGGUUGGGACGUUGAAGAUAAUCCAGUAUCGACUGCAUUUGAAAUAUUUUGGAUGAUAUUCGAACCAAUAUUGUUCGGCAUUACUGGUGCUACUGUUAAGAUUAGCGCAUUAGAGCCUGACAUUGUUUAUGUUGGUUGUGGAUGCAUAGCUGCCGGUGCUAUAUUACGUAUUUUUUCAACAGCCGGUAUUGCUUUUGGUGAUCGCCUCAAUGUAAAAGAGAAAUUCUUUGUUGCUUUGUCGUGGAUGUCUAAAGCAACUGUACAGGCAGCACUUGGUCCGGUUGCUAUGAGAAACUUAACUGAUGCAUCAAGUGAUGCGGAUAGACGAUAUGCUUACAUAGUGCAAACACUAGCAAUAUUAAGUAUUGUGUUGACAGCUCCCCUAGGUGCUAUCUUGAUUUCUAUCACUGGCACUAAACUACUGACGAAGACCAAACAACCUCAAAUUCUUGAAGGCUGGCGCAGGAGUCAUCGUCCAUCGAUUCGUGAUAUCAGUAUUAUUGAUGAAGAAGAAGAACGCGAAGAUCCCGAAAUACCUGAAGAUAAAACUACUGUUGACAACACACAAACAAACGCAAAUAUUGCCAAUAUUAGCUGUACGAGCUACAAUAAAUGAUUUUCUAUUUGUUAAGUUUAACAUAGCCAACAUAGCGACAUUGCCAUCAGACAGACCUAGUGCAGACCCUGCCAUCAUACAGUCUGUUAAAAAAGUCGUCUUAUUUCAUAAACAUUGUGCGAAAUAUUUUAAGUGUUGGCCAUUCAUUUGAUCCCUGCUCAGCUAAACUUGAUUUUGUUGAGUUGUUGAAUUUUAAGCUCUUAUUAUUCAAAGUUUAUUUAUAUAAGUUAAUUAAAUAACAAUUAUUCCUUUAUGUGUACAUACGUGUGCAGUAUGAACGGCAACUAGCAAAAACUGAGACCUUACACAUUUAAGUACUUGCGGCGAGUUUAUAAUGCAGAGUAAAAUACUUAAAAAUGAAUAAAAUAAAAAUAUAA
This is a messenger RNA of Teleopsis dalmanni, 2579 nucleotides long. RefSeq names its product sodium/hydrogen exchanger 9B2 (gene Nha1). Gene Ontology annotation, biological process: proton transmembrane transport. The transcript has 8 exons. Gene Ontology annotation, molecular function: antiporter activity. The record is from RefSeq and is a predicted model, not a curated record. Gene Ontology annotation, cellular component: membrane. Bases 136 to 2202 code for a protein of 688 amino acids. NCBI's taxonomy places the organism in Eukaryota, Metazoa, Arthropoda, Insecta, Diptera, Diopsidae.